Morone saxatilis (striped sea-bass) is the source of this 4751-nucleotide messenger RNA. Its product is annotated as transmembrane protein 163-like. Gene Ontology annotation, cellular component: synaptic vesicle membrane. Gene Ontology annotation, molecular function: zinc ion binding. Bases 43 to 753 code for a protein of 236 amino acids. Lineage: Eukaryota; Metazoa; Chordata; Actinopteri; Moronidae. The record is from RefSeq and is a predicted model, not a curated record. The transcript has 8 exons.
CAGCAGCAGCUCAACACAGAAAGUCAGGGAGAGGGUUUGAAGAUGGACCGGGAGAUGAAGAUAACAGACAGCAUAGAGGACCGAGGUCUUCUAGAAAGCAGCAUGCGCCUGAAGCCUCACGAAGCACAGAGUUACCGGAAGAAAGCUCUGUGGGUGUCCUGGGUGUCCAUAGCGAUCACCAUCGUCCUGGCCGUCGCUGCUUUCACUGUUUCCAUCAUGCGCCACAGUGCUUCAGCUUUUGGAUUUGCCUUUGAUGCCACGCUGGAUGUGUUGUCCUCCGUCAUUGUACUGUGGCGGUACAGCAACGCUGCAGCUGUGCACUCAGCACACCGCGAGUACAUAGCCUGUGUUAUCUUGGGAGUGAUUUUCAUCCUGUCCUCCUUGUGCAUUCUGGGUAAGGCCAUCCACGACCUGGCCACCAAGCUGCUACCUGAAGUGGAUGGAUUCCUGUUCAGCGUGUCCAUCGUCAGUGGCUUGCUGUGCAUCAUCCUGUCUGUGGUCAAGUUUAUGCUCGGCAAAGUGCUCACGAGCCGAGCCCUCAUCACUGAUGGAUUUAACUCACUGGUGGGGGGAGUCAUGGGGUUCUCCAUCCUCAUCAGUGCUGAAGUGUUCAAGCACGAACCCAAUGUGUGGUACCUGGAUGGGACAAUAGGCGUCCUCAUAGGUCUUAUCAUCCUCGCCUAUGGAGUCAAGCUGCUGCUGGACAUGGUCCCACGGGUCCGUCAAACCAGGAACUACGAGCGCUUUGAGUGACGGACCACAGAGGAAAAGAAAAGAAGGAGAAGAGGAGGGUUUUUGGGAGGGAUGGAAGGGGGGCUGACUGACAGAAGAGGGACGUUGGUUUCAGUCCCUACUGUCUCCCUAGACAAUCACACUGAGUCCUCAAGGUGCCAGCAGGGGGCUCUGGUGUCUGUACAGUCCUCCCAUUCAAAGAUCUGAACUGAGGAUCCACAGUGUGGGCGGAUACAAUUCUUGGAACCUUUUAAGUGUUUUAAACAAUUUGGUGUAAAUAUAUCAUUAUCUGUCAUUAACAGUGAGUGGGCAGUCUGUUUCUUUCAUUACCUCCGUAUUUAAACUAAAGGGUUAAAGAGAUUGAGGGAACUGUGGAGGGGAGUUAAACUAACUGAGACAGAAAUAACCGACAGGACGGAGAGAGGAGCUCGGACCGCAGCGUGCAGGAGACAUAUGGACCCCCGAGAGUCCAUAACUCUGUAAAAGCAACAGAUUUUAUUUUUUUUGUACAGCGAGUUGAUGUACAAUACAAAACACAGCAGUUUAUUUUUCCCCAUGGUUCCUAGAGGCCUUUGCUCAGCUGUGCUAUAAAAUGUCGCAGUGCAAACUGAUUGAUGUAGCUGAUGUAGCAGUGGAGUAUUAAUGGUGUUUUACCUUUUUUAUGACUAGAGAGGAUAUAUCAGUACAAGGCCCUUUUGGCAUAGGGAGCAGGUAUACACACACACACACACACACACACAGAGAGAGAGAGAGGGGCUCAGUAAUGUGAUUUGCUGUUUACAAUAUUUAUCUGGACUGUUGGUGAGAGCAGGGAAGCCUGGAGUGGGCACUGUUUCAGCAACCUAAUGCCAGCUUACAGUCCUGGAGGAUAAAAAAUCAUCAUCAUUGGCAUUCAGUCUCAAACCCAGAGCCCUGACCUGACUCACCCUCCACUUCACUGAACGUCACACACAAGGAAAAUGGUUCAAACUAGCUCCGUUUACUUCAGGUUGCCACCUUUUUGAUUUGGGUUUUGCAGUUAAUAUCAUUAUACUUGCGCCAUCUACUGACCAGAAGAGGUACCUGAUACACUUGUGAACAUAUUUGAAUGUGAAUCUAAUACAGCUGGAAGUCUGUGAACAAACAUUUACAGGUCAAAGAAAGCUUUAAUACAUAAAUAAAAUAAAUAAAAACUGUCAGCACUGAGGGUCAGUAGAGAUAAAAACCUUUAAGGUGCAACAUUAAACAUGUUUACAGUGGAGCCAAAAGCUGCAGCAACCAAUAAAAACAGAAAGUUCACCCAUCAAUAAAAACAUGUAUAUGUCAGGAUCAAUGGAAAGGAAACGGGUGAAGCCGCUGUGUAUUGUGGGUUGUUCCAGCUAGUGGAGGCUGAUUAGUUGAUGAGUUUCACCUGCGGCCUCCCGCAGUGUCUGCACACACACACACACACACACACACACUCCUGCAUGGACUCUCAAUAGGUGAGCUAGAUUUUAAUAUGUUAUUAUUUUUGCCCUGUUCGGUCUCAGUUUUGUUGCUUUGUUUAAUUCGGUGUGUGUGUGUGUGUGCGUGUGUGUGUUUAACUGAGGCUUUAACGCUGGUCGCAGCUGUGAGUGCAAAUGUUUGGGGAGUGUCUCAGAGGGUUUCAGUGCUUUCAGAGAUAAUUUACUCAAUAUUGUGUUCAUUGGUUUGGAGACUAGCAGCAGCUUUGGGCCCCUGUUGGUUCGGGCUUUAGUUUAAAUCCUGCGGCCUUAUUUGUAGGAACAUUCAGGUGUGUGAACCCGUGCGGCGCACACCUGUCACCCGUACAUGGUCGAUAAUGAAUAGCUCAGGAAUGUAACCAGCAAACCGUGAAGUUACUUUGGUAACGACCGAAAAAAACUCCUUAAAAACCGUCUCACACACACGAGUUCACAGUGAAUUAACAUUGUUAUGAGUCUGUGUUUAAUUCGGCGAAUAUCGAGCAACAAAAAAGCUUUUAUUUUAUUGAUAAAUCGUAUUUUUAUAAGCUGUCCGCCUCUGAUUCCCUCAGUCUUCUCCCACUAAAAUAACACAACUAACCAACGGAGGCUGGUAGCGAACUGAAUCUAGUCUGUACUGAAAUACAGUUUAUCUUUAUGGAUUAUAUUGAUGCCGAAUUGACAAUAAGGCUGUCGAAAUAUCACCCUCUUUAUCUUGCGUUAUUAGAGUUGUGUGUUUUUACAGAUACCUAAGGAAUUGUUAAUUUGACGCAUUUCUUAAAGGGAGUUUGGCGCGUCUCCAUUGCGCACAGCUCUGCCCCAGUUUGGUUUCAGUACUGCUGAUGAAUCGAUACUUGUAGUGGUGAUAAUAAUAAAUAUAUCCACAGUUAGAGGCAUGUGUAGUGGUGAUUUUGUUAUGUUUGUCUUCUGGCCUCGUUGUUUCCCAUGGCUGAGCUUUACGCAUAUCCUUUACCUCCAAUCUUUAGAAAUGAGUCCUCUGGUCAUGUGAUUGUGAGUUUGUCCACAUUAAGAGCCAUGAAUUCCUUCUGUAGGCUGGUUGAGCUCAUUUUAGUGCGACAGAAGUUAGUUGACACUCUGUAUUAGCAGCAUUAUCCUGGUUUCUGAUUGGUUGUCUUUUGGUUCCAGUGUAAUCGGUGCACAAGCACCCACCAGCAAUGACUGAGACUAGUUAAUGGAGAGCUCAGCCUCUGUGUCUGAGUGUUUUUGUCUUGGGCUUUGUAACCUUCGAGCACAACGAGAAGCAUUUGGUGCGUUUCCUCUUGUGCUGCUGCCUGAUGAAGGACCCUGACUGGAGCUUAUCUAUAAUGAACUCAGUGCUGACAGCGUGCAGGAAACCAAAUGACACUUUGUACUAUGAAAUAUUUCAUUAUCGUACUGUGAAGGAUUCCACUUUCUGUGUACUGAAAGCAGAGUGAGGCCAAACUGACUAUUACACUUGAAUCUGUUGAACUGAGGAUCAUCACGUACAUUUCAAACUCUGCAGUGUUAAAGUGGUAAAAUAUUGCUCCCUCUUUGUCACCUUUUCUGUAUGUGAUGCUCGAUCUGUGUAACCACUGAUCACGUUGGUGAAAUUGGCCACAUCACAAAUACUGCAGUGACAGUUUUGGAGAACAGACAAGUCAAUAUUUAUCUUGUUGAUUGUGCAGAGUCAAUAUGUGUCCUCUUAUCUGCAGCUGCUGUUUGCUUUUGAGGCCAAUAUCUAAUCAUUCUGGUGAAUUAAGUCCAUUGACCUGUGGAGUAAUAGUUAUAAUUUAUGACAACCUUAUUGUUAACAAUAUAUAUUUGAUUUAGGUCUCUUCCAUCAGCUCAGCUCUUUACUUUCCUCCAGUGUGGUUGGAGCUGCAGCUCAUGAGCCUCAAAUGUAGAAGUGAAUGUGAACAGAAGCACAAAACUGAGUUUACUGAAGCACAGUGGCAACAAAACUGCUCGCAGGCGUUGAGAAGGAAGCUCUUUCCUACAGUAUGUCCUCAAUAUGGAAGAACAACCUUUUUAAAAUAACCAAACUGACCCAACUUUCCGUCCCAUCUGGGCUCAUUUUUUAGCUCCAGAGCCUUAAAUCUUACUGAUCAGUGUUUGUGGAGCGUGAAUGUAAAGAUCAGGUGACUGUCAGAGAUUAAAAGGGGAUGGUUCUUGUGUCAGAUGUAUUCAUAGGUUUUCCUCAAGUCUGUGUUUGCUGCAGUGACUGUAACUGAAUGUACACACAGUGAUGUGAAUUUAUACGGCGCAAAAAUGUGUUACUGUGGAUUUAUGCUUAGUCACAUUUUAGAACUGUGUUUAACUUAGAGAAGAAUCAGUUUAUGGAGUUUAUAUUUGUGCCUAAAAUGUGACAUUGAGCUCAGAAAAACCCUUUUUGGAAGCACAUCUGUUUUAUAGAUGAAUUAUUACCAUAUAGGACAGCUAGUUAUUUUCUUUAUUGAUUAAUCUCCCUAUUAUCUGUAAUUGUUUGGUUAAAAUUGUCUACAAAUUUGUCCCAAAUAUAUUCAGUUUAUUAAAGAAAACCAUCAGGUAUUUAAAAUUAAAGUUGUAACAAAGACAGUUUUGUUUAUAAGGUUAAUAAAA